UAUUAUUUUCAAUCAUUUUGAAUUAUAAUAAUCAGUCUUUUCGAUGUUACUACUUACUCAUAUUAUCUAGGUACUCUAUUCGUUAUUAAAGUUAUUAUGGUUUGGCUGAGUAGAGUAACCAUAGCGCCCAUAAGGUUCUCCAUACAUCGUGACAUUUAUUUCGUCUAAAAAAGUCUGGUUUAUUUUAUUUCUCAACCUAAUUUUUUGGAUAAUAGUUAGUUUUUCCAUUUCCGGUGAAAUACGCAUUAAAAAAUGGUUAUCAUCUGAUUUUUUUUCAACUGGUGUAUUUUUAGACAUACGAGUAUUAUAGUUUUCUAAAAGUUUUUUUGUUGCUUAAAUUUAUGCUGUGGAUGGCCAAACUUCCAAAUAGCUGGUCUUGCCAGUAUUUAGGUAAUAAAAAACUCUGUAUUCAUUUUUCGCCGCGCAAACGACUAAACUUAUUUAAUCUCUGCUCUAUUCGCCGCGACUGCCGCUCGACUCCGUGGCUCGCGCCGUACUGAUGCAUGUCUUUGUUUUGCUCGCCCGCCGCGACGCCAGUUGCCCGCGCGGUUCGCUCGGUACAUUUCGCCGGUCGCCGUUGCGCGUGACUUGAUUAGUACAUUGCUAUGAGUUUAUUUCAGUCGCUAGACGCUUCGCCGUUCGCACCGGCCGAAUAUUCGCAUCAGCGAAUGUCCCCUGGUCAGGCUGUUAGUACAGCACGUGCAUAGUGGCUCAAAAGUCUACAUUUUUUUAGUCGACUGCCUACCUGUAACACCACCACCAUGACUGACCAUCUUUUCAGUGGGACAGUUGUUUGGACUGACUUUGCUGGACUUUCUCUAAUUCUCCACUUCUUCAGCCAUACUCAAAUUUUAUCCAGGCUUUCUUGCAAUUUAUUGGAUGCUAUUGUUUGAUCUUUAUGACUGGAAGAAAACUGCAGUGUCUACUGCAUAGGUUGCAGUCACCACUUCUUCUGAGAUGGGUAGGUCAUCAGUUUAGAUUAUAUACAGGACGAGACCAAUCACUAAACCCUGGGGGACUCCUGCUUGUAUUUGUCAGACGGAGGAGUGAUUUUAUAGGGAAAAUAGUAAUAGUCUUGCAGGUAGGUAGUUUAAUAGGUAAUUUCAGAAUAUUGGAGGAAACCUGUCUGAGUAGCUGACCAAUUUAUGAAUUGGUUAUGACCAAGGAUGCCUGAAUGGCCUUGCAUCCAUGCUUAAACUAUGUUAAUAUUAAGGUCGUAGCACUCUUUCAAUGAUUCCCUUAUUUUGAGUAUAAUCGGAAACUGACUUUGACCUAAAUGGAUGACCUAAUUUGAUAGUAUUGAUUGAAGGAAACUUUAAGAAUCUGAAAUAAUAAUAGAAUUGUUCAGCAAGAAUUAUUACUGGUAUAUCUAGAGGGUCAUCUUCUGGGAUACCUAACACAUAGAUGGCGGCCCGUCUAUUUAAAGCAGGCUAGUCUGGCAGUUAGCCUGGAUAUAGCAAAGGCCUUCGAUAGUGUAUGGCACAAGGCGCUCCUCUUGAAACUUCCAUCAUUUGAGUUUCCCGAUAGUGUAUGCAAGUGGAUCGCCAGCUUCUUCACUGGGCGCAGCAUACAGGUCGUUUUCGCCGGAUAUUGCUUGAGCCCGAAGCUUUUGAACGCCUGAGUUAUCCCCUACAAUUUUUUUGCAUAUCAAUUAUAUGGAACGCCUAAAAGUCCUGGAAAAAACGUGUUUCUUCUAUCAAGUCCUCCCAUGAGAGUAUUGCGAAAUGGGUUAAAAACUUGUCUAAUUUCAAUUUAUUUAUUGAAAAAAUAAAAUGAAUAAAUAAAAGUAAGAAUCUUGCUUUAGAAGCUAUUUAACACUUUGCCUUAACUAGAUAGCACUUUGAUUCAGAGAGCUGACAUACAAACUAAAUAAUCACUAUAAAGAUUCAAGUCUUCAAUGAAAUGAGUAUUAAUUAAUUCAAAUAAAAGUGUUUAUUUUUUGUGAAUAAAUAAAUUGAAUUGGGACAAGUUUUUAACCCAUUUUGCAAUACUGUCAUGGGAGGACUUGACAGGUGUUUGGUAAUUAGCGGCGAUUGGCGUACUGGUGAGCUAAUUGACCAAGGGAAGGAGAAUGAGCAAGGAAAUGAACAAGUGAUACACUGCUUUUCAAUUGCAAUUUAUUAUCAAAAAAAUCAUAAAUUGGCGCGGAUUUUAAAUGAAACUGAAUAAUACCAGUGGGAGGCACCUUUGCACAGGAUGCCGGCUAGAUUAUAGGUACCACAACGUCGCAUCUUUCUGCCGUGAAGCAGUAACGUAUCAACAUUACUGUGUUUCGGUUUGAAGGGCGCCAUAGCUAGUGAAAUUACUGUGCAAUUGAGACUUAACAUCUUAUGUCUCAAGGUGAUGAGCGCAAAUGUAGUGCCGCUCAGAAUUGUUGGGUUCCUCAAGAAUCCCGACUGUGAUGUAUCAGUCAACCAGCUCUGUAAAAAACAGCUCAGAGUUAACUUAGUGAGGUUGGAGAAUUGCAAUGGUAAGAUUACGCUCUAACACUUAGUUUUUAGUAAAAAAAAACCUCGGCACAGAUAAAAUUAUUAUUCGAAUUUCAAACCAUUUAAAUCAGCCCAAACAGACAUGAAACCUUUGCUGUAUGUUAUUCAGGAAUAUGGGUAUCUUAAAGUUUCAUGUGGCAUAAGUUUAAGGUGACCAUAUUUUAAAAAUACAAUUGAAGAACAUAAAUCAGAAAAUACUAAUAAUCUUUCAGUGUACAAAAUAAUUUCUUGCAAAAACGAAGAAGCAAUAUCUCGAAUUCUAGUCUAAGAACACUCAAUUAAGUUGCAAUUAGACAAAAUACACUAAAUUAAAAUAAGCAAAGCUGUAUUUUUUUUUUUUCAAAAAAUAGUAUUUGUAAUAUAUUUUUAAAUAUAACGAUAAUAAUUUUUAUCUUACAGUUAAUAAAAACAUAAUGCAGCACUACAAUCAAUCUGAUGAUUUGAAGAAACACAAUAUACUACACACUGUUGAAAAGCCAUAUCCUUGUAAAGUGUGUGGUAAGAGCUUCUAUCGAUCUAAUCAUUUGAAGAUACACAAUAGAAUACAUACUGGUGAAAAGCCACAUUCUUGUAAAGAAUGUGGUAAGAGCUUCCAUCGAUCAGGUGACCUAAAGAAACACAACAGAAUACAUACUAGUGAAAAGCCAUAUCAUUGUAAAGUGUGUGGUAAGAGCUUCUAUCAAUCUAAUAAUUUGAAGAGACACAAUAGAAUACAUACUGGUGAAAAGCCAUAUUCUUGUAAUGAAUGUGGUAAGAGCUUCCGUCAUUCAUGUUACUUAAAGAAACACAAUAGAACACAUACUGGUGAAAAGCCAUAUUCUUGUAUUAAGUCAUAUUCUUGUAAUGAAUGUGGUAAGAGCUUCAGUCAAUCAGGUCAUUUGAAGAUUCACAAUAGAAUACACACUGGUGAAAAGCCAUAUUCUUGUAAAGUAUGUGGUAAGAGCUUCUAUCAAUCUAAUAAUUUGAAGAGACACAAUAGAAUACAUACUGGUGAAAAGCCAUAUUCUUGUAAUGAAUGUGGUAAGAGCUUCCGUCAUUCAUGUUACUUAAAGAAACACAAUAGAACACAUACUGGUGAAAAGCCAUAUUCUUGUAUUAAGUCAUAUUCUUGUAAUGAAUGUGGUAAGAGCUUCAGUCAAUCAGGUCAUUUGAAGAUUCACAAUAGAAUACACACUGGUGAAAAGCCAUAUUCUUGUAAAGUAUGUGGUAAGAGCUUCGACCGAUCAGGUACUUUGAAGAUUCACAAUAGAAUACACACUGGUGAAAAGCCAUAUUCUUGUAAAGUAUGUGGUAAGAGCUACAGUCAAUCAGGUAGCUUAACGAAACACAAUAGAUUACAUACUGGUGAAAAGCCAUAUUCUUGUAAAGUAUGUGGUAAGAACUUCCGUGGAUCAGCUGUCUUAGAGAAACACAAUAGAAUACAUACUGGUGAAAAGCCAUAUUCCUGUAAAGUAUGUGGAAAGAGCUUCAAUCAAUCAAGUGCGUUGAAGAUACACAAUAGAAUACACACUGGUGAAAAGCCAUAUUCUUGUAAAGUAUGUGGUAGGAGCUUCACUCAUUCAAAUAACUUAAAGAGACACGAUAGAAUACAUACUGGUGAAGAACCAUAUUCUUGUAAGUAAUGUGGUAAGAGCUUCAAUCUAUCAGAUCAUUUGAAGAUUCACACUAGAAUACAUACUGGUGAAAAGCCAUAUUCUUGUAAAGUAUGUGGUAGGAGCUUCACUCGAUCAGAAUACUUGAAGAAACAUGAUAGAAUACGUACUGUUGAAAAACCAUAUUCUUGUAAUGAAUGUGGUAAGGGCUUCAAUCUAUCAGAUCAUUUGAAGAUUCACAAUAGAAUACAUACUGGUGAAAAGCCAUGUUCUUUGUAAAGUACAUAUCUGGUAAGAGCUCAGAAUACAGAACAAACCAGAAGGAGUGUUCAAUCACAUUUGUAUGCAGCGAAUUGUGUCCAAAAUGCCUCCCCGCCCGCACCUCACCCGCCCAAGUAGUGUGGCCAGGCACCAUUUCAUUACCCCUUUUGGGGUAAAAUUAAAAUGUCAUGAAGGAACGACUAAGUUAUUUGGUAAAAAUUAUAUCAUUGCUUGAUAAGGCGCAGUUUAUUAAUAAUAAAUAAAAUGGAUGUUUAUAUUGUGAAAGAAAUAUUUUGAGAUAGAUAUAGGUUGCGGGAUGCAUAGUUUUUGCGAAAACUGUGGACUUUAAAUAUUGUAUUCAAAUAUAACGCUAAUUCAUGCAUAUUAUACCCUUUUUGAUUCACGUUGUAGAUGUUCAUCAACUAUUUAUCUAUCAACAAUAAAAUAAUUACCUAAAUUAGUUUUAUUUCUUUUGUGUAUUGAAACAAUUUAUAAAAAUAUUUGUAGUAGUUGGUGUAGUUGUAGCUAACAAAACUAAAAUUGAAAAUUCGUUGACAUUUUCUUACAUUCUCCAGAAGAAGUAGUCACUUCUUCUACUGGACAGCGACACUGUUGGAGGAGACAAGAGUGCUUGUGAUAGAAACUGGAAUGUCAAUUAAUUUUCUCAAAAGCAGUAGCGACUUCCUGCUGAGAUUGAAUUAUUGUAUUCUUUAUUGAUAGAUUGUAUUCAAUGUUGCCGUCUUUCACUCUUCCAGAUUUUUUAUUGGGCGAUGUACAAGCUUUUACAAUAUGAUCCCAGAAAAUGUACAAAAAACAAAUGCGUUACGAAAUUUAAAAGAACUGUUUAUAACGUGUGUGUGGGAAAGGUUAUUAUAACAUAAAGGACUUUAUUAGUGAUACCGCAGAUUGGAAUGAAUCUUCCCUUCCCUCAGGCUCUUUAUUUAUAAAUGUUUUUGUACGAUAUUACAUUGUAAUCCAUAUUUUAAUUUAAAAAAAAAAACCCGCUGAGUUUCUUGCGCCCGUUCUUCUCAGGUCUGAGGCAGUCUAUUUUGAAUGGGUGGUAGCUUUUGAAGAGUAAUUAAUAAGUGAUUUUGAAUAAAACUAUUUGAAUUCGAAGUA
Leptidea sinapis is the source of this 5461-nucleotide messenger RNA. Its product is annotated as zinc finger protein 420-like. The coding region runs from base 2903 to 4111 and encodes 402 amino acids. The transcript has a single exon. NCBI's taxonomy places the organism in Eukaryota, Metazoa, Arthropoda, Insecta, Lepidoptera, Pieridae. The record is from RefSeq and is a predicted model, not a curated record.